AAAAGCUGUUACCUGCAGACUUGACAAUGUCACCACAUCAUUAGCUGGCACACUCUCCUCAGCUCCAGCUCACUUGGCAAUUUCACUCUGCAGAAGAAUCUGAGAAACUCUACUGAGGCCUGAACAGGAUGCCUUCCUCUUCAGCUCAGCCCCCCCUCUACCUGAGUCUCCUCCUCUUGCUGUCACACCUCUCCCCUGUUCUCUCCUGUCAGACUGGGAACCUCAGCCAAUGUGAUUCUGCACCUUUUGUACCAGGCUACAACCUGGUAGGGGAGGGUUUUGAUGUGGUCACCCUGCAACGAAAAGGAGCCUAUGUGGUUGAUGUGAAGACCUACCUGACUCCAAAUGGCACCUGCACUCUCAAGCCAAACCCUCUUCACGGCAACAGGCUGGAGAAACUGCCAGUCUCUGCAAUAGACUGGCGUGCAUUCACCCGCUGCAACUAUCACCUCUACAGCAGCCAACGCGCCUCCAUGAGCUUACUGCUUCAUGCUUAUACCUACGAGGAAUGA
Lates calcarifer (barramundi perch) is the source of this 512-nucleotide messenger RNA. RefSeq names its product perforin-1-like. Lineage: Eukaryota; Metazoa; Chordata; Actinopteri; Centropomidae. The transcript has 4 exons. Bases 129 to 512 code for a protein of 127 amino acids. The record is from RefSeq and is a predicted model, not a curated record.